AUGGAGCAACAGCCUCAGAAAGUCAGUAUGCUGUCAGCAUUGAUCGCCCCCUUCAAAUACAUGAGCCCAGGGACCAGCACCGAGGACGAGGACAGUUUAAGCACCAGCAGUACGGAGGUUAAGGAAAACCGUAAUAUUGGGAACUUGGAGGAUUCUGGGGAGUCACUUUUCUGCUCCGAGUCCACCAGAAGUGGAAGUUCGGGUCUGAAGAGGAAACGGCCACUGGAGGAAGACAAAAACGGGCACCUGUGUCAACUCCGUCUGAUUUAUAAGAAACUGUCCUGGUCUGAGGCUCCAAAGAAUGCACUCAUGCAGCUGAAUGAGCUUCGUCCGGGCCUGCAGUACCGCAUGGUGUCCCAGAUGGGACCGGUCCAUGCUCCUGUGUUCUCCAUCGCUGUGGAGGUUAACGGACUGACCUUUGAAGGCACGGGACCAACGAAGAAAAAAGCUAAGAUGAGGGCAGCAGAGCUGGCACUCAAGUCCUUUGUUCAGUUCCCCAACGCUCCUCAGGCCCACCUGGCGAUGGGAAACAUCUCAAACCCCUCGGCCGACUUCACAUCCGACCAGGCUGAGUUCCCAGACACGCUUUUCAAAGAAUUUGAGCCUUCGCCAUGCUCCGACGACCUCUCUUUCUGCAACUCAGCAAGCGAGAGUGAGCUGCUGUCGAGCGAGCUACUCAGACAUGGACGGCUGCUUCGACACACACUGGACCUCAUGGUCCAGGCUCAGCAGAGGCUUGGAGGGAUUAUUCCAGAGCCUGAGGUUCCCAAGAGUCCAGUGACUUUGCUCAACGAGCUCCGGCCUGGCCUGCGCUACGCCUGUCUGUCAGAGCGAGCAGAAGGACGGAGGUUGCGGAGCUUUGUGAUGGCGGUGCGUGUGGACGGACGUAUAUUUGAGGGCUGUGGACGCAGCAAGAAGCUUGCCAAGACUCAGGCAGCCCAGUGUGCUCUUCAGGCCCUCUUCAACAUCAGAACGGCCCCUGAGGGGAGGACUGGCCUCAAAGCCAGCAGGAAGAGUUGCCCUCAUUUACCCCAGGACUUUGCCAGUUCAGUAUUCCAGUUGGUGAGAGAGAAGUACCGGUCACUGGUGGGGGGCGUCAGUCCAGUUCACGCUCGACACAAAUCCCUGGCAGGCAUCGUAAUGACCAGAGUCGGGUCGCGGGGGCAGCAGGUUGAGCAGGGAGAUCCAGACAUCCCUUUCCACAGCCAUCCCUACCAGCUCUACUGGGAGGACUCCAAGAGUCCCCCCUCCCCAUCCUCCACACUACCCACCUCUCUCACCACGGUCUCCAUGAGGCAGCUGAGCCCCAACCUGAGCGAGAUUAGUUGCAAGAGGAUCGUCAGAUUUAGAUACAUCUACUAGCAUAUUUAGCUACAUCUAAGUAAAAGGAUGGAGGACUGGGAGGAGUCGAUCUUCGUCCGCCACAAAGAGAGCAGCUACAGGUUGAGGGACGACGUUCAUUUCCACAUGUACAUCAGCACGUCUCCCUGUGGAGACGGGAGGCUCAACUCGCCGUACGAAAUUACCAGAGAAUUCGCAGUGCACAGCAGCAGACACCUCGUGAGGAAGCAUCGGAGCCACCUGCGGACCAAGAUCGAGGCGGGCGAAGGCACGGUGCCGCUGCGCUGCCGGGGUCCCGUCCAGACGUGGGACGGUGUUCUGCAGGGGGAGCAGCUCAUCACCAUGUCCUGCACGGACAAGAUCAGCAGAUGGAACAUCCUGGGCCUGCAGGGGGCGCUGCUGAGCCACUUCGUGGAGCCGGUGUACCUGCACAGCUUGACCGUCGGCAGCCUGCGCCACACGGGUCACCUGGGCCGAGUUCUGAACCAGCGUCAGGAGCGCCUGGGGCCGCUGCCUGCUACAUACAGACGCAGCCAGCCCCUGCUGAGCGGCCUGAGCAACGCAGAGUGCCAACAGCAGGGGAAGGCCACGUGCGUUAGCAUCAACUGGACGCUGGGCGACUCACAGUUGGAAGUGGUCAACACAUCAACAGGGCGCAGGCGAGAUUUAGGGACGCCUUCACGCCUCUGCAAACACGCCCUGUUUACCCGCUGGAACAGACUCGACCGCAAGGUGAGGAGGUGCUCGCCGAGCUCGGCAGACCACCAGCUCAUGUACUGCGAGGCUAAAAUGGCGGCACGUCCCUACCAGUCGGCGAAGCAGCAGUGGUUCCGGUCGCUGCAGGAAGUGGGCCUCGGCACGUGGGUGAAGAAACCUUCAGAGCAGGAGCAGUUCCUGCCGCCGGUCUGAGCUGCACCAGGAGUGUGUGUGUGAGCGUGUGUGUGCGCGU
Nematolebias whitei (Rio pearlfish) is the source of this 2290-nucleotide messenger RNA. RefSeq names its product adenosine deaminase RNA specific B2 (inactive) (gene adarb2). Gene Ontology annotation, biological process: adenosine to inosine editing; RNA processing. The transcript is spliced from 14 exons. Lineage: Eukaryota; Metazoa; Chordata; Actinopteri; Cyprinodontiformes; Rivulidae. The record is from RefSeq and is a predicted model, not a curated record. Gene Ontology annotation, cellular component: cytoplasm; nucleolus. Gene Ontology annotation, molecular function: tRNA-specific adenosine deaminase activity; double-stranded RNA adenosine deaminase activity; double-stranded RNA binding.